Lotus japonicus is the source of this 2421-nucleotide messenger RNA. Its product is annotated as glyoxysomal processing protease, glyoxysomal. NCBI's taxonomy places the organism in Eukaryota, Viridiplantae, Streptophyta, Magnoliopsida, Fabales, Fabaceae. Bases 160 to 2331 code for a protein of 723 amino acids. The record is from RefSeq and is a predicted model, not a curated record. Gene Ontology annotation, biological process: protein processing. Gene Ontology annotation, molecular function: serine-type endopeptidase activity. Gene Ontology annotation, cellular component: peroxisome. The transcript has 13 exons.
UACAUAGGAUUUUGGUGCAAACGAUGAAUACUCAGCAAUAUAGCCAAACUAUGAUUUUCUGGUGAAGUUCCCUUUCUGGUUACACUGUUGCAUUGCAUACCUUGAGUAUCAUAGCCAAAAUCGAAGCUCACCCCAGAAGUAGACUCAGAUUCGUUCACAAUGGCUCACCCGGAAACUGUGAAUUUUGCUCGGAAUUUCGCUGUUAUGGUCAGAGUUCGUGGUCCUGACCCGAAAGGGAUGAAGAUGAGAAAACACGCUUUUCAUCAAUAUCGUUCUGGUGAAACAACUCUAUCAGCUUCAGGGAUGCUUGUUCCUCAUACCCUUUGUGACCCUCAAGUAGCUAGGCGUCUCUAUGGUGAUAACAGUGAGGGUAGGGUGAUGGUUGUGACGGUUGCUUCUGUUGUUGAACCUUUUCUGUCUCCUCAACAGAGAGACAAUAUUCCCCAGGGUAGGCCUGACUUGAUUUCUGGUGUUCGGAUCGAUAUUAUGACGGAGGAAACCAAUGAAAAAUCUGAUCAUGGAUUGACUCCUGGUUGGCAUGGGGCUCAGCUUUUAUCUUUGUUUGAUAUUCCUGCUUCAGCCCUUGGUGUCCAGUCACUUAUUGAAGCAUCUUUGGGCUUCUCAGAGCAUGAAUGGGAGAUUGGUUGGUCGUUGGCAUCUUCUAGUAAUGAUUCUAAACCUUCUAGAGACUUUCUUCAAACUCAGGGAAGAUUGGCAGUGGGAGGAUCUGGUAGUGCAAGCCUUUUGUGUAAAUCACUGACUAGAAUGGCCAUUCUUAGUGUUUCUUUAUCUCUCAAGGAUUCACUGGAUAGUAGCGUAUGUUCCAUGAUUAAAAGGGGUGAUUUUCUUCUGGCAAUUGGGUCUCCAUUUGGAGUCCUGUCACCUACGCACUUCUUUAACAGUAUAUCAAUUGGAUGCAUUUCAAACUGCUAUCCUCCUAACUCAUCAGAUGGAUCUUUGCUGAUGGCUGACAUACGCACUCUUCCUGGAAUGGAAGGCAGUCCAGUUUUCAGUGAGCAUGCAUGUCUCACUGGUGUCCUGAUUAGACCAUUGAGGCAGAAAACCAGUGGAGUUGAAACCCAGCUGGUGAUUCCAUGGGAAGCCAUUGUGACUGCUUCUAGUGGCUUGCUGCGGAAGUGGGGAAAGGGACCUUUUGUUGGCACCUACAAGUUAGAUGUACCCGCUAGUAAUACGCAUGAGCAAUUAAAUUUGGGGAGCUCCUCACUAUUACCAAUUGAGAAGGCAAUGGCUUCUGUCUGUCUUGUCACUAUUGGUGAUGGAGUAUGGGCAUCUGGCAUUUUGUUAAACAGUCAAGGUCUCGUAUUGACCAAUGCCCAUCUGUUGGAACCAUGGAGAUUUGGGAAAACACAUGUAAGUGGUGGUGGAAAUGGAACCAACUCAAAAACACUUCCUUUCAUGUUGGAGGGAACCACAUCUCUCGGAAACAAAAUUGAGAGCGAUCAAAUUAGUCAAACUUUGCAUUCGAAGGUUCCAGUUCAUUAUCCUUUUGCUGCUGAUGAGCACGGGGGGUAUAAGUUGAAUCCAAGUUAUGACAACCAUAGAAAUAUUCGCAUACGACUUGAUCAUAUCAAACCUUGGGUUUGGUGUGAUGCUAAAGUAGUGUAUAUCUGUAAAGGACCAUGGGAUGUAGCCUUACUGCAGAUUGAAUCUAUUCCAGAUAAUCUUGUACCUAUGGUAAUGAACUUUUCCAGACCUUCUACAGGAUCAAAAGCAUACGUAAUUGGCCAUGGAUUAUUUGGCCCAAAGUGUGGAUUCUUCCCAUCUGUUUGCUCUGGUGUGAUAGCAAAAGUGGUUGAAGCAAAAACAACUCAAUCUUAUCAGUCUAUUCAAGCUGAACAUAUGCAUACCAAUGGGAACUUCCCAGCAAUGCUAGAAACUACAGCUGCUGUUCAUCCUGGUGCUAGUGGGGGUGCUGUUAUCAAUUCAGAUGGUCACAUGAUUGGCCUGGUUACAAGCAACGCAAGGCAUAGCGGAGGAGCUGUAAUACCGCAUCUUAAUUUUAGCAUUCCAUCUGCUGCUUUGGCACCCAUCUUCAAGUUCGCCGAAGACAUGAAGGAUUUAUCACUUCUACAGAUUCUAGACGAACCGAACGAAUACCUUUCAUCUAUAUGGGCAUUGAUGCGACCAUCAUACCCCAAGCUCCAUUCUGUGCCUGGUUCACCUCAGUCUCUUGUAGACAAGAAAAGCAAAGAAGAGAAAGGUUCUCGAUUUGCUAAGUUUAUUGCUGAAAGAAAGGAUAUUUUCAAUGACUCUUCUCAUAUUGGAAAGAGUGGAGUGGUUCCUAAGGAAGUUAUUCCUAGUAAGUUAUGAUCUCAGUUGAAAUUCAUCAAGUUUACUUUGUGAUCUAAUUUUCAGACUGGGAUAUUCUGCAAGGAAAUGAAUAUUUGAAAGUCUAUCGAU